UUUUGACUGAAUGACGUCCUGUCCUGUGAAGAACAUCAAUAUUGGAGUGUUGGGUCAUGUAGACAGUGGCAAGACAUCUCUCUGCAAGCGACUCAGUACUGUUGCAUCUACUGCCUGUUUCGACAAGAACCCACAGAGUCAAGAGAGAGGAAUCACCCUUGACUUGGGGUUCUCCUCUUUCAUGUUGCCCUUGAACACACAAGAGGGUAUAACUUUGCCUUCUGAGAUCCAAGUGACUCUCGUGGACUGUCCAGGGCAUGCAUCUCUAAUCAGGACCAUCAUAGGAGGAGCCAGCAUCAUAGACCUCAUAAUUCUCGUGGUGGAUGCGCAGAAGGGAGUCCAGACCCAGACUGCGGAGUGCAUGGUGCUGGCCGAGAUCUUGUCCUCCUCUAGUUUGGAGAAGAUGCGACUAGUGGUGGUGCUAAACAAGACAGACUUGUUCCCAAAACAGAGUAGGGUGGAAAAAGUGGAAAAGAUGAAGAAAAAGCUGCGUGCUACAUUCAGACAAACAGUAUUUGGAGAAAACGUGGAAUUAGUUCCCUUUUCGUGCAACGAGGAAGAUCAAAACGAAGUAGAUGAAGCGUCAAAAGUGAAUGGGAAUCUGUCAGAUAUUCUGAAGGUGUAUGUCAUAGAAGCGAUUCGAACUAGACUAGAAAUGAGCAAAGCGGGAAAUGCUUCUGAGCAGUUUAUGUUCGCAGUUGAUCAUUGCUUCUCAAUUAAAGGUCAAGGCACGGUUAUGACUGGCACUUGUCUUCUGGGAAAAACAUCAGUGAAUGACAAAAUAGAGAUCGCUUCCCUGUCUAUGGAGAAAAAAGUCAAAUCUAUCCAAGUAUUCCGAAAACCAGUCACUUCAAUCCAGAAAGGUGAUAGAGCUGGAAUAUGUGUCACACAAUUCGAAUCAUCGGCUCUAGAACGAGGCCUAGUUUGCUACCCUGGGUUGUUACGUAAUAUCUACGGUUGCAUAAUGAGGCUACAUAAGGUCAGGUUUUUCAAAGGAAGUAUUGCGUCGAAUUCUAAAUUUCACGUGGUAGUUGGUCAUGAAACUGUGAUGGCUAAAGUAACGUUGUUUUCGUCAACAUCACAAGAUCAGAAAACAUUCGACGAAUCGAAAGAAUAUCAGUUUUGCUCAGAGUUUUCCGAAAUUGAACCCGAGAACACAUCUAAAACAAACGGCCCAGUGUUUAUGUUGCUUCAAUUCGAGAAACCAAUUUUAUCCUCGCCGAACUCAAUACUGAUAGGCUCAAAACUAGACUCGGAUAUUCUAUCUAACACAUGCAGAAUUGCUUUUUAUGGAAAACCAGAUGUCGUUUUUCAUGAGGCAAAUUACAGCGAAACAUUCUUGAGCAACUUGAAAGUUUUCAAGCCGAAACAGAAACAAGGUGCGAUUGACCGAAUUUUCUCUGAAGAUUCUGUCAUUUGUAAAAAUAUGCUCAAAAAGGAAACAAAUAUUGAAAAGUUUCUCAGACUCAAAGUCGAUUUUUCAACGGGUGAUAAAGGAAUUAUUAUCGGGGGUUUUGGACAAGGCGGAAAGCUCAAAAUCCAAAUCACAGGAGCUCAAAUGUCGGAAGCGUUGAAAUCAUCGGGACCUGUAAAACGAAACAAAAAUGACAAAAAUUCACUAGCUCCGGAAUUGGGAGAUCCGGAAUUGAGUUCUUUUUCUUCUGCAGACAAAACGCCGGUUGUUGUUACAUUGAGGUUUAAAAAGAUGAUUUUUGCGGGUUCAAACUCAAAUAAAAUAGUUCAGUAGUAUACCUUCCAAUGAUAUUCAAGUUUGUGUAUAAUGAUUUCAGCUAUAUCA
Symsagittifera roscoffensis is the source of this 1798-nucleotide messenger RNA. Its product is annotated as selenocysteine-specific elongation factor-like. Bases 11 to 1747 code for a protein of 578 amino acids. The transcript has 5 exons. The record is from RefSeq and is a predicted model, not a curated record. Gene Ontology annotation, biological process: selenocysteine incorporation. Gene Ontology annotation, molecular function: GTP binding; translation elongation factor activity; GTPase activity. Lineage: Eukaryota; Metazoa; Xenacoelomorpha; Acoela; Convolutidae.